AUGACAUCGUUCGGAUCUCUGAAAUCAGCUAUAUUCGACAAAGAAGAGAGAAAACAGCAGUAUCAGGCGCAUAUUCGAGGCCUCAACGCAUACGAUCGCCAUAAAAAAUUCAUUCAGGAUUACGUUAGUUUCUAUGGGAAAGAAGAAAAACCUUCUACCUUAAAGUUGCCUAUUAAAACAGAUAAAGAUACGCUGAGAGAGGGAUACAGAUUCAUACGGUCAGAAGAAGAUGAUAUGGAUCCAUCAUGGGAGCAAAGGCUGGUGAAGCGUUAUUAUGCCAAGCUUUUUAAAGAAUACUGUCUUGCUGACAUGUCACAGUACAAGAGUGGUAAGAUUGGUCUCAGAUGGAGAACAGAGAAGGAAGUCAUGUCUGGCAAGGGCCAGUUUAUAUGCGGUAACAAACAUUGCAAUGAGAAAGAUGGAUUAGCAAGCUAUGAGGUGAACUUUUGUUACUUUGAAGCUGGAGAGAACAAACAAGCUCUAGUUAAAUUGGUAGCAUGUGAGAGAUGUGCAGAGAAACUUAACUACAAGAGGCAGAAAGAAAGGGAGCAAUUAGAAAAAAGACAACAAAAGCAGGAUAGAAGAAAGAGGAAUCGUUCAAAGAGUGAUGAUGAUCUUGACGAGGUCCAAGAAAGCGAAGAUAGAAGACGAAAAGGAAAGAGGGCUUUGGUUUCAGCCAAUGAUCAUAAAACAGACAAUGACGACAGUGAUAACAUUGAUGAGUUUCUUGAGGGGAUGUUUCCCUGA
Molecule: messenger RNA, 747 nt
Organism: Vicia faba (fava bean)
Lineage: Eukaryota; Viridiplantae; Streptophyta; Magnoliopsida; Fabales; Fabaceae
Source: the annotation of a GenBank genome assembly